CCUUUCGGAGUGUCACCGCAUCAAGGCAGCUUAAUGGCACGCAUCGAUCUGCACGAGUAUGAGGAAUCGGCGUUCGUCGCCAAGCAACGAAAGAUAGAGGCAGGCGAGAUCACCAGCGUCACGUCGAGCCUCGCGCGUCCUGCCCAGAUCAGCAACGAGGCAUCUGGCGUGGGGCUGCGCGUUGACUCGAGGAUCGCCUCGGGUUACGGCGCGACACGAGAAGUUGAACUGCGCAGGAGCGACCACGAGACGUCGACACUCAUCGAGGAAUCGUGCGAGGCCGCCGAGAAUGCGGCAGUCCUUGGCGCUGCGACUCUCGAUCGCCUUGUCGACCAGCGCAAAAUUCUCGACGUGACGAGUCGGCAAGCUGGAGACAUGCAACGCAUCGCGACGCUGUCAAAUUCAGAACUCAACGCGAUCCAAAACCGGCGUCGUCGGAAGAGGGCGGUUCUCGCGCUGACUGCUGCCACGCUCGCGGCGGUGGACUCGUGGCUGUUCUAUCUGCUCAUUAGGCGCGGUGGUAAGUUAUAG
Messenger RNA from Pelagomonas calceolata, 531 nucleotides. The record is from the annotation of a GenBank genome assembly. NCBI's taxonomy places the organism in Eukaryota, Pelagophyceae, Pelagomonadales, Pelagomonadaceae.